Epithele typhae is the source of this 5355-nucleotide messenger RNA. RefSeq lists its product as uncharacterized. Gene Ontology annotation, cellular component: cytoplasm; ubiquitin ligase complex. The transcript is spliced from 9 exons. Gene Ontology annotation, molecular function: zinc ion binding; ubiquitin protein ligase activity. Bases 1 to 5355 code for a protein of 1784 amino acids. NCBI's taxonomy places the organism in Eukaryota, Fungi, Basidiomycota, Agaricomycetes, Polyporales, Epitheliaceae. The record is from RefSeq and is a predicted model, not a curated record. Gene Ontology annotation, biological process: protein ubiquitination; ubiquitin-dependent protein catabolic process via the N-end rule pathway.
AUGAGCGGCCUCUCCUCCUUCCUGCCCUCGCGGCUCAUUCCCUCCAUGCACCCGAAUACACGCGACCGCCAGGCAGACCUGCUCUUCCGCCUUCGCUCCUCGCUCGAGAACCUGCCCACUUCCCGCAAGUACACCUUCACCGCCGCCACACGAGCAGAGAUCCUCGCCGAGCUCUAUGAUGCCUUCUGGGGUUCCUACGCUCAUUUAUUCCUUCCCAACUCCAACUCCAGUCUUCCCCUUCACGCCACCCUGAGCGAGGUUCAGGCCAGCGUUGGUCAGCUCAGUCAGCCCCAGGUCGUCCCAGGUCGCCCUUGUGGCCAUAUCUUCAAGAAAGGCGAGAGCUGCUUCCGAUGCAAGGACUGCGCGCUCGACGACAGCUGCGUUCUGUGUUCCCACUGUUUCGAGGCUACAGACCACCUCGACCACAACGUCAGUUUCUUUAUCGCACAACAGUCCGGAGGAUGUUGCGACUGUGGAGACGUCGAGGCCUGGCGUCAGUCAAUCCAAUGUCCCUACCAUCCAUUUACCCCAGAGAGCGUCGAACAUGUCUCAGCCUUUGAGGCAAGAACCCUUCUCACCACCCCGCGGCCAACCCCCAAGAUUCUGACAGGACAAGACGUCCCACCGGUCAAGACCUACCCAUUUCGAGUCUCCGUCCCGCCAGACCUACGCGACAGCAUGAGUCGCACCAUCGCAUUCGCCCUCGACUAUAUCCUCGACACCUUGGAUUCUUCCCCCGACGAAACCAUCGUACCCCCGACCGAAGCUGACCUCCGUUCGCAGCCCACAGGCGACACGCACCUGAACGAUCUCUUUGUUGUAGUGGUCUGGAACGAUGACAAGCAUUCGUUCGACGAGGUCAUUGAACUCCUUCAAGACAUCUCCAAUCGCAACCGCGAAGAGGCGUCUCGUGUCGCCGAUCGGAUUGACGAGCAGGGUCGUGACAUCGUCGAGAUGUCGAACAACCCUACGCGCCUUCUGGAGAUCGCGCAAGCCAUUGCCCAAAUAGACAUUGGCGUAACUGUCCGUCGCGCCCUCGAUACGUUUCGCGAACAGGUCUCGGCGGUUAUCAUCGAGUGGCUCUUGGAUCUCACUCGGAGUAGACUCGGAACGGACGCGCUGGUCAUGCGAGAAGUCUUAGCUGCCGAGCUUUUGUCACCUCGGACAACCUCCACCUUACCUAUGGGCCCCAACCGCCUUCUCCCCGAUAUCCACGAGCCCACCCGCUUUGAUUGGCUGUUCCUUUACCAUGCUCGCUUGUGGAAGAAACCUCGCCUCAACCUCAAGGAAAUCUACGCGUCUCUGCUGACGCUGAGUCAUGACCACAAACUCGCUAUAUCAUCGCACUUUGCGGCUGUCUAUCACCGUAUCAUUGAUGCGUAUCUGCUCACUGAUCGCGAGGCGGAAACUUCCAUCAAGUAUUUCGCACUCCAGCUGUUCACGGUCCCUUCAAUCGCACUCUACAUUGUCCGCCACCACUCCAUCAUCCAAGACAAGCGCAUCAUCUUCCCUCCCGACCCUGACGCCGAAAUUGAUGUCGACACCUUUCCAUUUAAGUCGAAGCGAUUCAUGCCCGUCUUCAGCGACCUUCGGUAUCUCUGUCACAACGAGCCAGUCCAGCAGCUCAUUGCCCACAAUCGCGAGUUCAUUAUCCAGUUCGCGAAGACAUGCCAAAUUUUCAUGUGUAUCAACCCCAACAAACGGGCUGCCUCCAGCCAUGUGGAGUACGAAACGGACGCUUGGAUCAGCGUGUUUAACGUGACUUUGUCGCUCUCUCGGGUCAUUAAGGUGUACGGCGAGGCUUACUCGAAGGCGACGGUCAGGGAGCUGAUAACCGCUAUUGAUACCGUCAUUCACCAUAUCCUCAUGUGCAUUGCCACCGUCGACGAUCGACGCGACACGAGUCGCUUCCCACCAGUCGAGUCCCAUGAAGUUGUCUACGGGGAACGAACCUACAAAAUCGUCAGUUUCGAUGUCAUGGAUGGCUCGAUCAGCUUCCAUCACUCCCUGCAAUGGCUGCUAGCCGAGCUCUUCAAACACGUGGAUAUUCUGGAUGAGGCUUCCUUACGGACCAUUGGGAUGGGUAGUCUUCGAGACGUUUGCCUCAAGAAGGCGAAUGAGGAUGCUCUUUUGACUAUCAUUGACUACCCGCUGCGAGUCCUCGCCAUGAUUGCUCAAAUUCGGACGGGCUUAUGGCUUCUGCACUAUCGUGACUUCAUGCUGCGCGAACUCUGUUAUGACCAAGAUCUUUUUAUCCUACAGACUGCACUUGCCAUCCUCGACCCCAACACGGUCCUUGUCAGCAUGCUCGAUCGCUUCCAAUUGCUCGGUUACUUCUCUGGUGCCACACUACAUCCUUCCUACGAUGCAUCACAUCUUUCCGGGAUGGUGGAAGAGUUCUUGUAUGUUCUCGUCACCAUCCUCACGGAAACCGCCAGCGCGACGAAGAUGCCCUUGCCUCAAGCAGUACGCCGGGAGAUCGUACACGCCCUCGCUGUUGGACCAUGCACAUUUACAGACCUCGUCAAAAGAGUUGCCGAGCGGAUGGUCGACGACGUCUGCUUUGAGCGCGUUCUCAAGGAGGUCGCGAACUUCAAAGCCCCAGAGUCCACCGCUGACUUCGGCACAUACGAACUCAAGGAUGAGGCGUUCGCAGAGGUCAACCCGUUCUUCUAUCACUACACGCGCAACAAGCGAGAGGAAGUCGAGGUGAUCCUGCGAAACUGGCUGAAGAAGAAGACGGGUAGCCAGGAUCCCGUGAUUGUUCCCCAGCCACUCAACAUCACCCACGGGCCUUUCCAGGUUCUUCCGUCCAUCUUCGAGUCCGAAGUUCUCGCGCAGAUUAUCUUCUACGGGAUCUACAACGUUCUCACCCUCACGGAUGCGACCGGCUCCGCUCCACCGUCGGCCGAAGCCGUCCUCGACCAAGUGCUCCACCUCACGAUGGUAGCAAUUGUUGAGCGUCCGGAGGCAUUUAGUCGGCUGGCUAUACACAUCUCGCAUGAAGAAGAGAAGAAUCUUGUCGAUAUCCUCGCCGCCUUCGAGCAUCACGAGAAGUACCCAACCUACAAAGCACGAGUCCAGUGGAUCUUGGACCACAUCGCGGAGCAUCAGCGUGCGGAGGUCGACAAGCGGCGCCGCUUCCCCGACACCUCCCAAUCUGAGGCGGAAGAUCCCAGUGAAAUCAAGAAGCGGGCCGCAAAGGCAAGGCAGGAGGCGAUCAUGCGGCAAAUGAAGGCACAGCAAGCCAGCUUCGCCGUCAACUUUGAAGACAUCGACGACGAGGACGACGAAGAACUAGCAGACAUCUCGACCACCCCCGUCUCGUAUGGAACUUGUAUCGUUUGCCAAGAGGAACUCAAUGACACGAAGUCGUUUGGCUCUCUCGGCUUCGUCCAGCCUAGCAAGCUCCUUCGGCGCUAUCCAGACGGGAAUCAGCUGUACACCAACGAUGCCCUCUCUUGUCCUGAGUCACUCGAUAGAGUCAGUACCACUCCCCAGGAGGCUGCCUUCCCUCCUUCCAACGCAGAUAUGAAGACAUCCAAGCGCCCCUAUCCCACCGCUUUCGACGCGUUCCCUUCCCAGUUCACUCGUUUCGGUCUCCAAGCUUCCAUCUGCAGCCACAUGAUGCAUCUCGACUGUUUCACCGUCUACAGCGGCUCGAUCCGACAGCGCCACCGUAAUCAAGCUACGCGCAACCAUCCCGAGAGCAUUCCACGCAAGGAAUACAUCUGUCCGCUGUGCAAAAGCCUGGGCAACGUCAUCCUUCCAGUCGUCGCUUCGGCGGCUCCCCCGAUGAGCUCGAUGCCGUUCUCAGAUUGGAUCAGGAUGGCAGGCAUCAAUAUACUCAAGUCGAAGCCUGAUCCGGUCCUCGAGUCUCUGCAAUUCCGCACCGGCACGGGCGAGUUCGUCUUCUGGACAGCUCAGGACUCCGCCUACCAGUCCCACCUCCGCGUCCUCGAUCGGCCCGAUAGUACCGAGCUGCACAAGAUGGUGGACACCGUAAUGGUCGUGGCCAAGAACAUCUCUCAGCAGACUAGGCAUCUCAGGGACAGGACUGAGCCGGAGACGGGGGAGCGAGGCGCAGGGAUGUACCUCCCCGAGGAGGUCGUCGGGUACACCAUCUCCUCGUUGGAGGUAGCCCUCCGAGGGCACGGCGCCGGUGGUCUUGUCGCAGACAGCGUCACAGAUUCUCAGUAUCGCAUGGUUCGAGGCCUUCUCACCUGCUUGACAAAGCUCGCGGGUCUGAACUUCAAGGGUCGACCAGAUGAAGGACGAGAGGCGGUACGACAAGCGAUCAUCAAGCGUUUACUCCCCGAGUGGAGUCGCACUUCCUUCACAUCUUUCUCUCAUCCUCUCCUCCUUCGCGACCCUUUCACCAUCUUGAUCGAGACUGCAGCUAUCGCCCCCGAGAUGCUCAAGCAUAUCCUUAUCCUCACGUAUUACGCCCAUCUCGCUCGAACUGUUGUCGGGUUGGUCUACAUCCUGAACAAGAGCAGAAGCGGAAGUACGAUUCCGGGGGAGCCGCGCAAGUAUGAGAACAUCUUCGGCGACACUCGUGUCUUCUUUAUGUCCGUUGUUCGACAUUCACCCAUCUUCGAGCAAGCUGCGGACGCUGUGUUCCUCGCCUUCGGCGAUGCGCGCAUCGAACGCUUGCUCUACACCUUCACCCUCCCCUUCUUGCGGCGGGCCAUCAUCCUCUGUCACAUGGAACAAGGCGGUUGCGAAUACCGCCGUCUGUUGAAAGCCCUCGAGAUCCCUCCUCUUUCGGAUCUGCCUUCCCAUGACACCAUCCAAAAUGCUCUGUCCGGCUGGUGCGCACACUAUGGCCACUCCCAGGCGGCGUCCCAGUUGAACUGCGGCGUCCUGCUCGAGCACCCCCUUGUCUACCGCCUGGCUCGGCUGCCGCUCGUCCUCGACCACCUCUAUCUAGAUCAGGACAAGAUGAUGGUCUGCCCCAGGUGCAAGACGGUACCGCUCGACGCCGCCAUCUGCCUCUUUUGCGGGACGACGUGCUGCUUCCAGAGCCACUGCUGCAUGGAUCGUGACAGCCAAUCGCCGCGUGGAGAAUGCAAUAUGCACACGCGAGACUGCGCCGGCGCUGUCGGUCUGUACUUCCUCGUGAAGCGUUGCUCAUUGUUGUACUUGUACGGCAAUGACGGUGCAUUCGGCCAGUCGCCGUAUCUAGACGUGCACGGCGAAGUGGAUGUCUCGAUGAGACGAGGUCGCCGUCAGUAUCUGCACCAUGCACGCUGGGAGGACGUUCACAAGAUCUGGCUGAGCCACGGCAUCCCGACGCUGAUCUCUCGUCGCCUGGAGGGAACGGUUGACAACGGAGGAUGGGAGACACUCUAA